This is a messenger RNA of Lactuca sativa (garden lettuce), 2373 nucleotides long. RefSeq names its product phospholipase D alpha 1. Gene Ontology annotation, cellular component: plasma membrane. Gene Ontology annotation, biological process: phospholipid catabolic process; phosphatidylcholine metabolic process. The record is from RefSeq and is a predicted model, not a curated record. Gene Ontology annotation, molecular function: D-type glycerophospholipase activity; calcium ion binding. Lineage: Eukaryota; Viridiplantae; Streptophyta; Magnoliopsida; Asterales; Asteraceae.
GCGAACAUACAGGAAACCGUUGGAUUUGGGGAAGGAACUCCGAAAAUUUAUGCGACGAUCGAUCUAGAAAAAUGCAGAGUUGGACGAACUAGGAUGAUAGAAAACGAACCCCAAAACCCAAGAUGGUACGAGUCAUUCCACAUUUAUUGUGCUCACUCAGCUUCUGACGUGAUCUUCACUGUUAAAGACAACAACCCAAUUGGGGCAACGUUAAUUGGAAGAGCUCACAUGCCUGUAAGAGAAUUAAUGGAUGGAGAUGAAGUAGACAAAUGGAUUGAGAUCAUGGAUGAAAACAACAACCCUGUUCCAGCUGGAUCCAAAAUCCACGUAAAGCUACAAUUCUUUGACGUCACUCAAGAUCGUAACUGGGCUCAUGGAAUCAAAAAUGCGAAGUACCCUGGAGUUCCCUACACAUUCUUCGCUCAAAGAACAGGAUGUCGAGUCUCUUUAUACCAAGAUGCUCAUGUUCCUGAAAAUUUCAUGCCUAAGAUCGCUCUUGCAGGUGGCAAAUACUACGAGACACAUAGAUGUUGGGAAGAUAUAUUCGAAGCCAUUACUAAUGCAAAACACUUCAUCUACAUUACUGGAUGGUCUGUUUACACUGAGAUCGCUUUGAUACGAGACCCAAAGAGACAAAAGGAUGGAGGUGAUGUCAUGCUUGGUCAGAUUCUAAAACGGAAAGCAGAAGAAGGUGUUAGGGUGGCUAUGCUCGUUUGGGACGAUAGAACUUCUGUAAAUGUAUUUAAAGAAGACGGAUUAAUGGCUACCCAUGAUGAAGAAACUGAGAAUUUCUUCCAAAACACCGACGUUCAUUGCAUUUUAUGCCCGCGUGACCCUGAUGACGGAGGAAGCGUUUUUCAGGACCUUCAAGUGUCCACCAUGUUCACUCAUCACCAGAAGAUCGUGGUGGUGGACGCUGAGAUGCCUACUGGAGGUUCAGAGAAACGGAGGGUGGUGAGUUUUGUUGGUGGUAUUGAUUUAUGUGAUGGAAGAUACGAUUAUGCGUUUCAUCCUCUUUUUAAAACAUUAAACGCUGCUCACCAUGAUGAUUUCCAUCAACCUAAUUACACUGGAGCAUCCAUAGCUAAAGGUGGUCCACGGGAGCCAUGGCAUGAUAUUCACUCUAGGGUUGAAGGACCAAUCGCUUGGGAUGUUUUGUUUAAUUUUGAACAAAGAUGGCGAAAACAAGGUGGGAAAAAUAUACUUGUUGACUUGAGACAACUUCGUGACAUUCUAAUCCCACCAUCUCCGGUGACGUUCCCAAAUGAUCAAGAAACAUGGAAUGUCCAGCUUUUCAGGUCUAUCGAUGGUGGGGCCGCCUUUGGCUUCCCGGACACACCUGAAGAAGCCGGGAAAGCGGGUCUUGUGAGUGGGAAAGAUAACAUAAUUGAUCGAAGUAUUCAAGACGCGUAUAUUAACGCGAUACGAAGAGCAAAAAAUUUCAUCUAUAUUGAAAACCAGUAUUUCCUUGGAAGCUCUUUUGCUUGGAAAUCUGACGAUAUCAAUGUUAAUGAGAUUGGUGCGUUGCACCUUAUUCCAAAGGAACUUUCUUUGAAGAUCGUCAGCAAGAUAGAAGCCGGUCAAAAGUUUAUUGUUUAUGUUGUCGUACCAAUGUGGCCUGAAGGGAUCCCAGAAAGUGGAUCUGUUCAGGCGAUAUUGGACUGGCAAAAAAGGACGAUGGAGAUGAUGUAUAAAGACAUUGUCAAGGCUCUUCAAGAUAAGGGUCGAGAUGAUGAUCCAAGAGAGUAUCUUACCUUCUUUUGCCUUGGAAACCGUGAGAUGAAGCAAGACGAUGAGCAUGAACCAACAGAAGCACCCGAACCGGAUUCUGGUUAUCUUCAUGCCCAAGAGAACCGUCGUUUUAUGAUCUAUGUCCAUUCCAAAAUGAUGAUAGUUGAUGAUGAAUACAUAAUAGUUGGAUCCGCGAACAUCAACCAACGAUCCAUGGAUGGUGCUAGGGAUUCUGAAAUAGCCAUGGGAGCAUAUCAACCUAAUCAUCUAGCUUCAGCCAGGUCACCAGCCAGGGGUCAGAUCCAUGGCUUCCGUAUGGCUUUAUGGUAUGAACACCUUGGCAUGAUCGAUCAGACCUUUGAGCACCCAGAGAAUGUUGAAUGCGUGAGAAAGGUGAAUGAUGUGGCUGACAAAUGUUGGGAACUUUACGCCAGUGAAAAUCUUGAACGUGAUUUGCCAGGUCACUUGCUGCGAUACCCGGUUGGUAUCGCUAGGGAUGGUGAUAUUACGGAAUUGCCAGGAACUGAAUGUUUCCCUGAUACAAGUGCCAAGAUCCUUGGUACGAAAUCUGAUUUCCUUCCUCCUAUUCUUACUACCUAAAGAGAGACUUUGUUUUGGUGUUUUUAAUUAGUUGGAAUAACU